This is a messenger RNA of Halichondria panicea, 1803 nucleotides long. RefSeq lists its product as uncharacterized. Bases 113 to 1651 code for a protein of 512 amino acids. Gene Ontology annotation, molecular function: zinc ion binding; protein binding; metalloendopeptidase activity. Lineage: Eukaryota; Metazoa; Porifera; Demospongiae; Suberitida; Halichondriidae. The transcript has 10 exons. The record is from RefSeq and is a predicted model, not a curated record. Gene Ontology annotation, biological process: signal transduction; proteolysis.
CAGAAAGCACACGUAGGUCUACUACGUACGUACAUGUAUAGAUCUCUUCUGAGUACUGUUAAUAGUCAGCGUACAGUGCAAAGACAAGAGGGAGAAGCUCAAGCUCAAUCUCAUGGCUAAACUUGUCCUCGUAGCUAUUGGAGGGCGAAAAAGAAAAGUUUCUUUUACUGGCUCUAGUUUGAAAGAGCUCAAUGAAGCUAUAGAGAAUGAGUUUGCAGACUGUAUUCCAAACUGUUGCAGAAACUCUCAUUUGCAAAUUUUUGACAAAGAUUUUGAGGAAUAUGUGGAUCUCACAGAUGUGUCUGAAGUAGAAAACAAGUGCAAGCUAAGCGUUGUGUUGCAGGAGGACGGCGUGGAAGAACAAGAAUCACCGGUCAUGGUUCCGUACUGUACGGACUCAUUGGGUGAAGACGAAGCUAAAGCCUCGGGUGAUACUAACCAGGCAGGAGCUGGAGCUGGUGCUCUAAAAACCAACAUCUGGACUGGGAAGAACGUCCUGUAUGUCCACUUUCUCAAUCCCGAUAUUCUUAAACAGGAAAACUGGAAAUGCGGUAGAGCUGUACUAAACAUCGAGAAUAUCCUCGCUUGGGCUGCCGCUUGGAAUACCAAGAAGUGUCUCAGUAUUCCAAUCUUUGAGAAUAUGGAUAGGGCAGAUAGUGCUGACAUCCGAGUCAAAUUUGAAGGUUGUACAUGUUGGUCCAUGGUUGGAAGCCAAGCGAUGACUGUUCAAGAUAUAUCUGAGCCCACAAUGAUCCUUUCACUAAAAGGUCUAGACCCCAAAAUGCAGAAAUUUCUUGUCAUGCAUGAGUUUGGCCAUGCCCUUGGUCUGUUUCACGAGCACCAGCGUUCUGAUUUCUGGAAGGUAGCGAACAGCUUGCUGGAUGUGAGAAAAAUGAAAAAUGAUCCUCGAAUGAAGAAUGUGAAGUUUGACAGAGAUAUUUUGGAAAAGCAACCACAAGAUGCCAUGGUGAUGACGCCAGAGUACGAUCCAGACAGUAUCAUGCACUACUGGUUUGACGUGAACUGGCUUAAGAAUACGAAGCACAAGAGUCUGUCAAAAUUUGAGGCUGAUGGCAGUCUCAGUGAAGACCAAAAGAAUGUUCUGAGAGGGGUUCACAAGAGACAUUUGAGUUAUGCUGAUAGUCCUUCGCAUAAAGAUCUUGAUUUUCUGCAGGAGAUUUACGGAGGAGUGUCACCCUCUCCGACCACAAGCAACUCCCCUGGAUCAGCCUCAGGUCAGCCACCCUCACUGCCAGCAGCACCUUCCUACGGGCGAAUUAAACUUACCUCUGACAAGCGUUACUUCAAUGCUCUGUAUAAUGCUGCUUAUGAGAAAGGAAAGAGCAAGUGGGACGACAUUGGUACUAGUCUGAAUUUAUCUCCAUACGAUUUGACGUCCAUUCGGGAAAACAAUUUGGAUAAUGGAAAACGAUUCCGUGCUGUGCUGUUGAAGUGGUUUGAAAGCUGUCCUAACUGCUAUCUUGACACUUUCCUUGAUGCUCUGAAAACAAAGACUGUGGGCCUAACCAACUGCUGUCAAGAAGUCGAGGAAGCCGUCUUAAGAAUUGAGCAAACAAUUGAGCAAGAGAACGCAGGUAUAUCGCAUGUAGCAAAUGGUGGACCACGAGAUGCCAAGAAAGCACGAAGGUGAAUGUGUCAAAACCUCAAACAUAACUGAUACAUACAGUAUAACUUAAUUUUUUCCUGAUACAGUUAUAUAUAGGCUACAGAGUCUAUAUUUUUGAUAACCCACAAACUUUUUAUACGUUUAUACAUGUACAUGAAUUCUUCUAUUACAGUAAA